AUGCCCGAAAGCAGCAGAUUGAGUCGAUUCGAUCACCUCAAGGCUAUUUUUUCCCGAAAUUCUAGCCCAGAGCCCGAGACCAAGGAUGAUUCAACGUCUGAGACUACACUAGUCCCACGAGAGACAAAACCAAGAAACCACAAGAAGCGCGAUGUUCUCCAGGAUUAUAAUGAAUGUCAUGCAACAUCAGCUAAUGGGGAAUGCUUGCCUAGCAGCCGAUAUGUGCUUCGGCUCUUGCUGCCGAAAUUGAUAUCGGAGAUAUAA
Messenger RNA from Penicillium vulpinum, 264 nucleotides. RefSeq lists its product as uncharacterized. The transcript has 3 exons. Lineage: Eukaryota; Fungi; Ascomycota; Eurotiomycetes; Eurotiales; Aspergillaceae. Bases 1 to 264 code for a protein of 87 amino acids. The record is from RefSeq and is a predicted model, not a curated record.